AUGCCCGAUAGCAAGCCUACCCUGCGCAAGGACCGCGUCCGCCUCAUAUACCUCCUCAAGCGACGGAAGGGCAUGACGCACGAGGAGUUCUCGGACUACUGGCUGAACGUCCAUUCGAAGAUCUUCACCGGCUCGCGCGUCGCGCAUCAGUAUACGGUGCGAUAUGAUCAGAUGCACCUCUCGCCCUCGGCCAUGAAGGCUUGGAGCGAGAAGUAUGGCUUCCCGGCCGCGACUUACGACGGUGUCGUUCUGCUUGAGGCAGACUCGUUUGAGGACUUGCAACAGGUCUUUGACUCGCCUGAAUACAAGGCGCUUAUGCAACCCGACGAGCACAACUUCAUCGACCACGAAGGCAGCCAAAUCAUGCUCAUGAAUUACUGGGUCGGAUUCGACCAUACAAAGGCAAAGCUAUAG
This is a messenger RNA of Schizophyllum commune H4-8, 414 nucleotides long. RefSeq lists its product as uncharacterized. Gene Ontology annotation, molecular function: oxidoreductase activity. The record is from RefSeq and is a predicted model, not a curated record. Bases 1 to 414 code for a protein of 137 amino acids. The transcript is spliced from 3 exons. NCBI's taxonomy places the organism in Eukaryota, Fungi, Basidiomycota, Agaricomycetes, Agaricales, Schizophyllaceae.